Molecule: messenger RNA, 1694 nt
Organism: Eutrema salsugineum
Lineage: Eukaryota; Viridiplantae; Streptophyta; Magnoliopsida; Brassicales; Brassicaceae
Product: acyl-coenzyme A thioesterase 9, mitochondrial
Exons: 5
Coding region: 135-1505 (456 amino acids)
Biological process (GO): acyl-CoA metabolic process
Molecular function (GO): fatty acyl-CoA hydrolase activity
Source: RefSeq, a predicted model, not a curated record
UAGCUUACGCACAAAGAGGAAGAAUAAACCACUCUUUAGUGUGAUUAUAAAGUUACAAACACACAUGAUGAUGAAAUUUUGAAAAGGGAGAGAGGAAAACGAAAAUUCCAUCUCCCGAAAUCCAUCGUAGAUCCAUGAGAUCGUCACCGGGAAAGCUUAUCUCGCACUCUCUACGGAGAAACCGCGGGAAAACUGUUGCCGGAUUUUGGAUUCCGGCGUCGAGGUCGUGCGAUUCUCAGGUGGUGUGGAAUUCCACGGUGGUGCCGCCGCCAGAUGAAACUCCGAUCGAUGCAGGAUCGUCCAUGCGGAAACCAGCCAGCUUGUGGCCUGGAAUGUACCAUUCUCCGGUGACCAACGCGCUUUGGGAAGCCAGACGCAAGAUGUUCGAAAACCCUACCGGAGACGAUUCCCAGUCGGAAUUGGCGGCAAAGUCUCCGUCUCGGAGCCGUACAUCCAUUCUCUACAAGUUUUCUUCUGAUUUCGUGCUUCGCGAGCAGUACAGGAAUCCUUGGAACGAGAUUCGUACGGGUAAAUUGGUUGAAGAUCUUGACGCUCUCGCCGGAACUAUCUCCUUCAAGCAUUGUAGCAGCGGCGAUGGCAGUGCGAGAUCAAUGAUUUUGGUGACUGCUUCUGUGGAUAGGAUUAUCAUGAAAAGACCCAUUCGUGUGGAUGCUGAACUCAGUAUAGUAGGCGCUGUUACAUGGGUUGGAAGAUCAUCCAUGGAGAUGAAGUUACAAGUAAUACAAAGCCAAGAUGCCAACAACCCCUCUGAGUCGGUUGCUCUUGAAGCAAACUUUACUUUCGUGGCUCGAGAUGCCAAGACAGGCAAGUCAACUCCAAUAAACCAGGUCACGCCAGAAACUGAACAUGAAAAAUUGCUGUGGAAAGAAGCAGAAGAGAGGAACAAACUACGAAAACAAAAGAGAGCAGAAAGUAAAGAAGAGCAUGAGAAGCUGAAAGACUUAGAGAGGCUAAAUGAGUUAUUAGCGGAAGGACGAGUUUUCCAGGACAUGCCUGCUCUUGCAGACCGGGACAGCAUCCUAAUUAAGGAUACUUGCCAUGAAAACUCAUUGAUAUGUCAGCCACAGCAACGGAAUAUUCAUGGUAGAAUAUUUGGAGGCUUCUUGAUGCGCAAGGCUUUUGAGCUCGCCUUCUCCAAUGCUUACACCUUCGCUGGGGUUUCACCACGUUUUCUUGAAGUUGACCGCGUCGAUUUUAUCAAACCAGUGGAUGUUGGAAACUUCCUUCGUUUCAAAUCACGCGUACUCUACACAGAAGCUAACAAUUCAGCUGAACCGUUGAUAAACAUCGAGGUUAUAGCUCAUGUUACAAGUCCAGAGCUCAGGUCAAGCGAAGUCUCCAACAAGUUCUACUUCACCUUCAGUGUCAGACCCGAAGCCAUGAAAGAUGGAUUAAGAAUAAGGAAUGUGGUUCCAGCAACUGAAGAAGAAGCUAGAAGAGUGAUAGAGCGCAUGGACGCAGAGAGACCAGUCUCAUUGCCUUGAUCGCCUCAUUUGAACCGUCGAUUUUUUAGGUGUGACUAAAUAUGAAUCAGAAUUUUAAAAAAGGAGACUCAUGUGAUCAUUCUUUUCUCUUUAGCUCUCUCAACUUGCACUUAACUUAACAUGCGAGAGAAAGGUUUAUCUGAGACUGACUUAUUCUUAGCUUAUGAAAGGAAACAUCUAAUACUUUGU